Messenger RNA from Eruca vesicaria subsp. sativa (arugula), 503 nucleotides. Lineage: Eukaryota; Viridiplantae; Streptophyta; Magnoliopsida; Brassicales; Brassicaceae. The record is from the annotation of a GenBank genome assembly.
AUGCUAUUCAACAGGCUAGAGCAACAACAACAAAUAGUUUGGCUUCCGACGACGAUCGAUCUAUUUCAGCAGAUUCGUGUUCAAUCAAGAGCGAGUACGGAAGCACUCUCUACGACGACUCAGCGCCACACCGACGCAGCCGAGGGUCUCUCCUCCGCCAACUUCCGCGUCUCUUCAGAUUACAGUUCUGAUAAGGAAGAGACAGAUGCAGAUGGAGGACAGUCAAUGCUUGGUCUCCAAAGCUAUUGGGACGUUGCUUACUCUGAUGAGCUCUCUAAUUUUAGGGAGCAUGGCCAUACCGGCGAAGUUUGGUUUGGUGAUGAUGUGAUGGAGAUUGUUACUUCUUGGACAAAAGACUUGUGCGUUGAGAUUUCUAAGAAGGAGAUGUCUGUUUCUGAUAAUGGUGAGGUGAAUGAUCAGGCUGACAAGUAUUUGUCUAGCUGGAAUGUGCUUGACCUUGGUACUGGAAAUGGUUUACUUCUUCAUCAGCUUGCUAAGGAGGG